Molecule: messenger RNA, 1707 nt
Organism: Uncinocarpus reesii 1704
Lineage: Eukaryota; Fungi; Ascomycota; Eurotiomycetes; Onygenales; Onygenaceae
Exons: 2
Coding region: 1-1707 (568 amino acids)
Biological process (GO): mRNA splicing, via spliceosome
Cellular component (GO): U4/U6 x U5 tri-snRNP complex
Source: RefSeq, a predicted model, not a curated record
AUGGCUGAUGCGCCGGGGGGGUCGUUGAAACGGCCUUAUGUUGGCGACGAUGAAAACAAUGCUCAUAAACGGCCGCGUUCCCAGCAAGGAUCUCCCGCCCCUACCAGUCGCAAUGGCGAAGGUGCUCCGAAAAUCGAUAUCCAGAAGGCCAUCGCAGCCGCAAGAGCCAAAGCGGAAGCUGUGCGGGCUCGUCUUCAAGCACAAACGGGAGCAAGUCCUGCUCCCAUGGCCACCUCAGCGUCCCCGUCGCCCGCGCCGUCGUCAGCGAGUCCGGGACUCUCCAAGAUCGAGCAGAUGAAAGCUCGGGUCGCUGCGGCUACAGGAAGGGUCAACGCCUCCAGCCAACAACUAAAAGCACAACCUCCACCGCUUAUACCUCCUGCUCCAAUGGAUGAAGGGCUGUCAAGAGCUAGGGGAGGACUCGACGUGGGCUUGCACCCGGCGCUUCUUGGAGACACAGGCCCGGAUGGUCGAUCUGCCAGAAGCAAACAAGCGAUACAGCCCAAGUUUGCUACAACGAUGGCGAAUCGCCGAACAGAGUCCCCAAUUCCUAUAGCUAAAGGGAAACAGCUGGAUCUCUCGGGCCCGUCGAUCGAAGAAACCAGGAACAACCCAUAUUUCGACCCAAGUCUCGGCACAAAAACGGCGUUGGCUCGUCCUCGUUAUUCGCGUCAGCUAAUUUUUAAUCAAAAAGGGAAAUAUAUUCAGCAAGCGGCUGCUUUACGACGACAAGCGCAGCUGGAAGCCAUGAAGAAGCGGAUCGCAGAACGAGCGCGCCAGGCCGGUAUAGACGAAGACCUAGAUGUUGAAAAAGCGUUUCUGGUUCCCGCUCCCCCUGCGAUUGAAUGGUGGGACGAAGCUCUUGUGAAUGGAAACGACUACAGCGCAAUUGAUGAUCCCAAUAAUCUUAAAAUAGAUUCUCCCGACUCUGUCAUAACUGUCUAUAUACAACAUCCCGUCCUUUUGGAACCUCCCCAGGAGAAAAAUAUUCCGCCCGCCAAACCAAUGUAUCUCACUCCCAAAGAACAAGCCAAAAUACGGCGGCAGAGACGAAUGGCGGACCUGAAAGAACAACAAGCCAAAAUCAGGCUAGGAUUGGAGCCAGCUCCUCCACCCAAAGUCAAGAAAUCGAACCUGAUGCGUGUUCUUGGAGAGGAGGCGGUCAAAGACCCCACAGCCGUCGAAGCUCGUGUAAACCGGGAGAUAGCGGAACGCGCAGAGAAACACAUGGCUGAUAAUGAAGCUCGCAAGCUGACAAAGGAAGGACGACACGAAAAGCUUGCCAAGCAACAAGAAAAGGAUGCGCUGAAGGGCAUAUACGUCACUGUUUACCGUGUGGACAGCCUUGCCAAUGGGCGCCAUCGUUUCAAAAUUAGUGGAUACCACUCAAUCAAUGCAUACAAAAAACUCAUGCUCAAUCGCAUUGACUGGACAGAGAACGCGGGACCCAAUGCAGUCCGGGAAGGGAACCGAGAGGCGCUGGCAUCAUGGCUUGCGGCGGAAGACGAAAAGACAGGUGAACUCAAGGACCUAAGCCUGAACACAUGUACAUUAGUCUGGGAAGGGGAAGAAAAGACAAGAGCAUUUCGCAAGUGGCUUGGUGCGAGGGUUGCGAGACUGAUGCGGCGGGCAAAGGAUAUGUUAACACGAGCUAAGAUGGAGAGCUUUUGGACGUUGGCAAAGAGCAUGAAGCCGAAUAUGACAUGA